GGAGUGGAUGCAAACACUGCAAACAGCCUCUCUACUGAACGGGCAGUUCGUUCUCCGAACUGGAAUCCAGGUAUUAGUACUCAUAGAAAAGGCCACAUCAACAAGGUUUAAAUUACUCAUUACUGCCUGUAUACUGAAUCAGUUCUGAUCAUUUCACUCAGUACGCAAUUCCGAGGCUGUGUCAUUUGAAAAUGCUCGGCCACUCCGUGUCUCUUGCUACCGUUCUGCUUGCCCUGAGCGGCAGCUUCGCGAACGCUCAUGGGUCUCACUCGAGUGAACAGAAUCCUUCUUCGGACUGGGCUACUCGGCACAUGCAAGAGGAGCACCACAUUGAUUCCUUUGAUCCUGCAUCCUUCUUUACUUUCCACGACUAUGAUAACUCAGGGGCAUGGACAGCCGAUGAGGUACGGAAGACUUAUGGUCUCGACGAUGAGUCAAAUGCAGGUGUCAGUGAGGAGCGCAAGCAACAGGCUGUCCGGGAAGUAUUUGGGCUAUUUGACCCUGGGAACACUGGAUUCGUUACUCGAGAUAACUGGAUGCGUCUGAUUUCCGAGGGCAAGCGUCUGCCUGAUUUCGGGUUUGGACCUGGCCACCAUGGCGACAUUGAAUAUGAAUAUGAGAUUCAUCAUUUCGAGAAGUAUCAUGGAGAUGAUGCCAAGGAGGAAGACCUCACUCAUCCAGAAGAUAUUGAGCAUUUCCGGAGGCAUGAUGAGGAAGACGACGCUGCUUAUCGGCUUGAGCAGCUUGAGAGGAUGCAGAUCGUGGAAAGGAACAUACCACAGAAGUUUCUCAAACAUGUUUAGAACGUGUAUAUGUAAUACUUUAUGCCAUUCUGUACAUAUAAUGUUCGAAAUGUUUACCUACCACCUACCAUUGCAGGCGCUUCCGAGUAGCUUACUGUCUCUGUCCCGUUUUCUAUCUGCUGGCGAUAGUGUUACCGCGCCUGAUCACCUCGAGCAGCAGCCCGUUUGCGUCCAAGUGAUCGUCGAAACUAAUGUGGAAGAUUUGAUAGUUCGUAUUAUAUUUGCUUGCUAUGGACGAGUAUCAUGCUUUAUUUUCAAAGUGUAAUUGGUCCAGAAAAUGUAUUCACGGAUCCAGCUGCCUCUUCAGCAAGUUUUGUAUGAAUUGACAAGGAAAGCGCGUCAUACAAGUCGUAAGUCACUUAGAACGCCAAUUUUACCGACUUAAUUGAAUGGAACACGAGAAGUAAUGCGAGGCUGGAACAACGGGGAGAAAAGAAAACGAAAAGUGUAUCCCUAUAAGAGCAUCUUCCCAAAAAAAAAAAAAAAAAAAAAAAGAAGAAAAAAGGGAAAAGGACAAAA
Messenger RNA from Aspergillus pseudonomiae, 1322 nucleotides. RefSeq names its product nucleobindin SSP120. Gene Ontology annotation, molecular function: calcium ion binding. The record is from RefSeq and is a predicted model, not a curated record. Gene Ontology annotation, cellular component: endoplasmic reticulum-Golgi intermediate compartment; extracellular exosome. Lineage: Eukaryota; Fungi; Ascomycota; Eurotiomycetes; Eurotiales; Aspergillaceae. The transcript is spliced from 3 exons. Bases 192 to 803 code for a protein of 203 amino acids.